AUGGGAGUAUACAAAAAUAUAUCUGUUGUGUUUUCGAAGGAGACGGACAUAUACUUUAACCUGUCCCUAGAAAACUACCUUCUGUCAACGUACGGGAGCGGAAGGACGAGUAAAUUCGGCCCAAACUCCCCACUGCUGUACCUGUGGAGAAAUUCGCCAUGUGUAAUAGUAGGAAGGAACCAGAACGUAUGGUCCGAGUGUAACCUGGAAAAUAUCAAGGAAGAUGUGAAGAUAGUACGCAGGUUCACAGGAGGAGGAGCAGUGUACCAAGACCUGGGAAACACGUGCUUCACCUUCAUAUCAGAUUCGAAAAACUACAACUUCCAAAAUAACUCGGAACUAAUAUGCGCAGCAGUAUCGAAGCUAAUAGUAGGACAAAAAUGUGAGCCGACGGGAAGAAACGACCUAUGUGUGAACGGCCUGAAGUUCUCAGGAGCAGCAUUCAAAGUGUUGCCAAACGCAGCACUGCAUCACGGAACUCUGCUGAUCAACAUCAACAAGGGGUCGCUGGAAAAGUACCUGACACCCGAAAAGUCGAAACUGGCAAAACAUAACGUGAAAAGCGUAGAGGCAAGAGUGACGAACCUGGCCCAGUUCAAGCCGGACGUGACUCACAGCGAGGUGUGGAACGCUAUCGUGCAGGAAGCAAUGGACUUUUACGGAGUUAAAGAGAAGGAGGUGUACGAAGUAGACUACAGCUCAGAGUUUUGCAAAGAAAGCUCAUUCAAGGACUGCUACGACAAGUUGACAGACAAACAGUGGAUCUUCGGAAAGAGGCUUAUGGACCCGAAAACGUACAAAAACAGGUUCGACUUCGGAAGCGUGGAGUUCUGCCUGGACGUGAAGGAGGACACGGUGGAAAACGUGUACAUCUACUCGGACAUGCUGAACGCAGACCUGAUCGACUACAUGAACGGAAAAUUCAACGAAGGACCGUUUAAAAUGAAUGCAGAAGAGUUCAAAAAAAAAUUCGAGGAUGCAGAGUGCCCGAACGGGGGAGAAGCAAUCGAGCAAAUAAAAAGUUGGUUGCUGAACCAGCUGAGUAACAAAGAGUAG
Molecule: messenger RNA, 1056 nt
Organism: Theileria orientalis strain Shintoku
Lineage: Eukaryota; Apicomplexa; Aconoidasida; Piroplasmida; Theileriidae
Product: lipoate-protein ligase
Exons: 10
Coding region: 1-1056 (351 amino acids)
Biological process (GO): protein lipoylation
Cellular component (GO): cytoplasm
Molecular function (GO): lipoate-protein ligase activity; lipoyltransferase activity
Source: RefSeq, a predicted model, not a curated record